Arachis stenosperma is the source of this 705-nucleotide messenger RNA. RefSeq names its product serine/threonine-protein phosphatase 7 long form homolog. The record is from RefSeq and is a predicted model, not a curated record. NCBI's taxonomy places the organism in Eukaryota, Viridiplantae, Streptophyta, Magnoliopsida, Fabales, Fabaceae. Bases 1 to 705 code for a protein of 234 amino acids. Gene Ontology annotation, biological process: meristem development; meristem maintenance. The transcript is spliced from 3 exons.
AUGGUGGAGAACCACUUACGCGCCACAGGAUUCUACCACGUGGCCAGAAUUGGAGUCAUAAGAGGAUUUCACCCCAUGUUAGCUGCUCUGGUUGAAAGGUGGAGGCCUGAAACCCAUAGCUUUGUAUUGCCAAUUGGUGAGGUUACAGUGACAUUAGAGGACGUCGCUCAUAUAUUCGGCCUACCCAUUGAUGGAGAGCCUGUCAGUGGAUGGACAGAUAGUAGCAGCGAGUUUGUUCAAAGUCAGGGCAUAGCGAUAUUCGGUCGUGAGCCAUCAGUCAGUCAUAAUGCGAAGUCCUAUAUCAAGUUGGCUUGGGUUCGACGUAUUAGAGAUGCAGAGCCGUUGGAUACUGAGGAGUCCAUCAGGAGAUACAUCCAUACUUACAGUUGGGGGUCAGCUUGUCUCGCUCAUCUUUACAGAGCACUAUGCCGUGCAUCACGAUAUGAUACUAAGGAGAUGGAUGGCCCUCUGAAUCUAUUGUUUGUUUGGGCAUGGGAGCGAAUGCCGUGUCUUGCUCCCGUACCGAGACAAACCCUUCCACCCGCCGAGAUACCAGUUGCCAGGAGGUGGAGUCAUUCGGAACGGACUACAGCGUGGUUAUCCAAGACCGUAGAGACAUUCAGGCAUGACAUAGACUACAUGGAAGAGGUAAAUAGUUAUAUUUUAGCUGUUCCGUUUUUCAAUCCAUUAUUGUUAGGGUUCUAA